AUGUCACAACCAUGGGACUACAUAGCAAAGCUCGUCUGCAUCGGUGAUUCGGGAACGGGCAAGUCCAGCCUCUCAAUACGACUCUGUGAAGGACGAUUCUCGCCAACCCACGAUGUGACUAUCGGCGUCGAAUUCGGCUCGCGCGUUGUCCCAGUCGGCCCCCCAGCAUCCAAGAGUCUCGACAUCGAUCAUUACAAUACCACCGGUAGCCCAACGCAAUUACAAACCCCCGCUACUGGCACUCCGGAGAAGAAUGGAUCAACACAAAAGAAAAUGAAAUUAUCAUUAUGGGACACCGCAGGCCAAGAAACCUACAAAUCCGUCACACGCUCAUACUUCCGCGGCGCAUCUGGUGCCCUGUUGGUAUUUGACAUCACUCGUCCAUCGACAUUCGCUUCAGUGACGAGCUGGCUCCAGGAUCUUCGCCAAAUAGCCGAGGACGGAAUCGUCGUGGUCCUCGUAGGAAACAAGUGCGACCUCGCCGGGAACGAGAAAUCCUCGGAUAGUCAGGGAGAAGGACAAACCAAAAACCAGAGAAGAGUCACCCGCCAAGAAGCCGAGGAAUGGUGUCGGCAAAAUAAUGUAAUUCGCUACAUUGAAACGAGCGCUAAGUCGGGCGAAGGAGUCGAACGGGCGUUUCUCGAAGUCGCGGAGAGGAUAUAUCGAAAUAUUGAAGCGGGAAGGUAUGAUCUGAAUGAUCGACGCAGUGGCGUGAAGGGAUACGGUGCGUCCAAUGGUGGGAUGAGUACGGCCCCUCCGCGGACGAUUACGUUGGGAUUGAACGAUGCUAUGGAUCGGGGUGGGAAGAGUUGGAGUGGUGGGUGUUGCUGA
Talaromyces marneffei is the source of this 831-nucleotide messenger RNA. RefSeq lists its product as uncharacterized. Gene Ontology annotation, cellular component: endosome. Lineage: Eukaryota; Fungi; Ascomycota; Eurotiomycetes; Eurotiales; Trichocomaceae. Gene Ontology annotation, biological process: regulation of endocytosis. The transcript has 2 exons. The record is from RefSeq and is a predicted model, not a curated record. Bases 1 to 831 code for a protein of 276 amino acids. Gene Ontology annotation, molecular function: GTPase activity; GTP binding.